Molecule: messenger RNA, 1690 nt
Organism: Ectocarpus sp. CCAP 1310/34
Lineage: Eukaryota; Phaeophyceae; Ectocarpales; Ectocarpaceae
Source: the annotation of a GenBank genome assembly
AUGGCUACUGCUGCUGCUGCUGCCGUGUCUGCUGCUGCUCUUCGCCCCGAACCUGAACCUGACGUCGAACUUACGGGGGUGUGCACACCCCAAGAGCUCCUGCCCCAAGCCUACCGCCUCGGCCGUGACGCGGCCAACAAGGCGGGGUUUGAGUCCAGUCUUCCCAAGGUGAACUGCGUUGUCAAGAGACAGGAAUCCCGCCGCACGUUCACGCCCCCGGGAGGAGCUCAAGCGCACGAGGUUGCCGGAGAUGGGGAUUGUGCUUACCACGCCUUGCUGAAAGGUCUCCAGGCGAGUGUUGGACAGACGAACAUGCGUGUUCCACGAAUGUCUGAUGGUGUGAAGAGUGCCCUCAAACACAGCAUCGUCUCCCACAUCCUAGGACCAUCAGCGUCGCAAGCGGUCAUGACCACUCUGCUUUCGACUGAGCAGACGCGUCGGGCUCGCGCUCUUCAGUGCACUGAAACUUUCCGGAUGCAUCCGUAUGAGCUGAACACACCUGAACCCGCGGACAAAGGCGUGAUGACCUACGGUUGGCUGGAUUCGAUAGUGCAAGAGAUGCUACGGACGGAGUGGCUGGACUUGUGCUGGCAGUGACUCAUCCCCGAAAUGUACGGGGUCAACACUGCGGUUUGGGAGCCUACCGGGAAAGGGCAGUUCGUGCAGCUGUACAAAAAGAACAUGUAUGUGGGGCCUGUUUCUGUUUGACAAAAAAAUCAAGCACGACGAAGAGGGGCAUAAUAAGUGGGUGCACCUGUUAUACCGCAGCGGGAGUAGUUGGGAAGCGAGAACCGAAGUUGGGGGUGACGAAAAUACGGUGUCUCGCCACAACCACUUCGACUUUCUGGGGCUCGGUGCCGAUUUUGACGCUGGGUUCGACGCUAUCAUCUCCGUCGCCCGGUCUGGAGGAGAGGGCGACGGCGACACAUCGCUGCCGUCACCUGUGCCGGUGAAAAGGAGGAGAGCGGCGGGGAGUGCGGACACGACGUUGAAGCGGCAACGCACGAGCACGAAGAAGUCGAAGCUGGAAGAUGACGACGGGCCGCUGGCGCAAUCGAAGCGCAAGCGGACGGCGUAGAGCGAUGGGGGUAGCAAGAAAAAACAAGGGCCAAGCGGAGAAAGCAAGGGGAAGUCAAGGGGAGGUGGCGCGGCCGGCAGCACGGGGGGGGCAACUACGACUCCGAUGGGAGCAUUGGCGACGAGGGCACGGACUGGACUUAUCUCGGAUGCAGAGGCGCGCUCCCUUCUCUCACAAGGAGUCAACAGUUGCUGCGGCGCAAGCUGAACAAGAUCCCUGAACCAGCGUUCAAGUUGGCGUUCAAACGUACGAGCAUCAUGAAAGCGAAGGCCGAAAAGGUGUGUUCUGUGUCCCGUGUUCCUCUUGUGAUCGUGUGUGAGUGCGCAUCCGUUAGGGCGUGCUUGUAGGAGUGUGUUUCCUUUGUCUUGUGUCGGCGACUGAUGUGUCGUGUUAUGUUCCGUACGGGGUUGAACCUCUGGUUGACGUGCUUUGUUUGGGGCAGUGACACAUUAUUGCAAUGGCCUCUUGUGAUCUAUUCUUUAUUUCCGCGGGUCUUUUGCUCCGGUGUUGUGUAAUGCAACUCAUUUUCUCGUAUGACGUACAACGCCCCUUCGUCGUUGGUUGUACGCAAUGGUUCCGUCGUGGUCGACGCCGUUGUACUGUCGCUUGUCC